Messenger RNA from Hibiscus syriacus, 1158 nucleotides. Its product is annotated as zinc finger A20 and AN1 domain-containing stress-associated protein 8-like. The transcript has 4 exons. Bases 322 to 843 code for a protein of 173 amino acids. NCBI's taxonomy places the organism in Eukaryota, Viridiplantae, Streptophyta, Magnoliopsida, Malvales, Malvaceae. The record is from RefSeq and is a predicted model, not a curated record. Gene Ontology annotation, molecular function: zinc ion binding; DNA binding.
GAAAAGCGUCCCAUGGCAGCCAAAAAGUUGUCAUCUUUCAAAUAACAGGACGAAGGAAAGAGGAAAAUUUUAAAAUCCCAGUGAAUAAAUAUUUAUAAAUCGACCCAAAAUUUCUGUAUCCUAUCGAUUUCGUUACAUAUCUCUUCGAUUAAAGUAAGGGAUUUUUUUCCUAUUUUUUUGGAAUCGCCGGGUUCGAUUUUGUUUGACAAGAUCGGCCUGAUCAGAAUUUCAGUCCGCGUCAUCUAAGAUCACUGCAAUUAGGAAGGAGAGGUGUCUGGUAUAAGGUUGAUUGAUGAAUCAUGAUGGAGGAGGGUAGGGAAGAUGGACUCUCGUGAUGAGACGGGCCGCCAAGCUCCAGAAGGCCCCAUCCUGUGUGUCAAUAACUGUGGUUUCUUUGGAAGUGAAGCUACCAUGAAUAUGUGCUCCAAGUGUCACAAGGCAAUGAUCCUGAAGCAGGAGCAGGUGCAAGUGCAACUCGUAGGAUCAUCCAUUGGAAGCAUUGCCAAUGGCAGCUCUAGUGGGAACAGUAAGGAACCAUCUAUGGCGGCGGCUGCUGCUUUGGCUGUACAAUCCGGAAAUUUUGGGUCAGAAAUUGAAUCGUCCAUCAAUCCAUCCCUUAUGACCUUUGGUGGGAUGAAAACAAAAGAGGGUCCCAACAGGUGUACUGCAUGUAACAAGCGUGUCGGUUUGACAGGAUUUAACUGCAGGUGUGGAAACAUCUUCUGUGCAUCUCAUCGAUACUCCGACAGACACAACUGUCCUUUUGACUACAGGACUGCUGCUCAAGAUGCUAUUGCUAAAGCCAACCCUGUAGUCAGGGCAGAGAAGCUCGAUAAAAUCUAAAGAGGUGAGGAUGAAGGCAAAGAUUUGUGUAAUGAAAUAUGAUGUUUCUCCUUCCACCCGUUUGUGUCAUCAGCUCAAUCAUAGUGAAGGUUAAUGUUAAGUUGGGUUCUUUGUCUCAAUGUGUGUCCCCUUGAUUGAUAUAGAGUUGCAAAGUCCAUGAUAGGGAGGACAUCGUUGCAGUGUAAGGAAAGUUUGUAUUCCUUGUCCAUUGGUUGGCAAUAGUUCGCCACUGUUUGUAAGUCUUUAUUUUGUGCUGGUUUGAUUGUACAUAUACAUGAUUACCUUGUAAUGCUUCUAUCUUAUAUUCCUUUCUUC